GUAAAGUCCUCUCUCCCACGUCACGUUACGAAGAUUCGGUAGUGUCGACAGAAUUCUUCGUCGGUUGUCUUUGAGAUUAAUCAUAGCACACAUCGCGAGAGACUGAGGCGAACAAAUAGACCCUGGGGCUAUUGAUCGAUUGUGCGCUGGCAUUCGAUCGAUUGGUACUUGAAAUUUGGCAGUGACUCGCAGUCAUCAGCAUCAUGGCGCAGACCAAAGCCAGUCAGAGCUCGACCUUGUGGUUGCUGGUGUGGAUGGUCAACAACAUUGGCGUUACUCUACUGAACAAGGCAGCCUUUGCUAAAGUCGACUUUCGCUAUCCCUACUUCUUGUCCGCCAUUCAUAUGGCCUGCAACGCCGCCGGAUCCCAGUUGGUCUUUUGGAGUCUGGAUCGGGAUGCCCGUCAAGCCCGCAAAACCAUGGAAGAGCCGUCGGUGUCCAUCUUUUCCCGCUUACUGGGCAACGUCACGCGUCAAGCGCUCGACGCACAGGGACAAAAACUCAUCCUCGCAUUUUCCGUCAUUUUCUCCCUCAACAUAUCCAUCGGAAACGUCUCGCUCCAGUACGUGUCCGUCAAUUUCAAUCAAGUCAUGCGAUCCUUGGUACCAGCCCUCACCAUUGCCAUGGGAUUGUGCAUGGGCAAAGUCAUUUCGCAGCGUCGACAGUUGGCCGUAGUCCCGGUCAUUGUCGGGGUCGCCAUGGCAUGUUUCGGGGAUAUGAGUUACACCGCCCUCGGAUUCUUUUACACCGUAUGCUGUAUUCUCCUAGCCGCACUGAAGGUCGUCGUCAGUGGUGAAAUGCUGACGGGAUCGCUCAAACUCCAUCCCGUGGAUUUGCUUUCCCAUAUGGCACCUUUGGCGCUCAUCCAAUGCGUUAUCAUUGCAUUUUUUACCGGAGAGAUACAAUCCAUUGCCUCGCGUUGGGACACGGAAUUGAGUCCCUCGGUCAACGUCCGUCCCAUGUUUGUCGUAUGGUUGAGCGGAAUAUUCUCCUUUUCGCUCAAUAUUUGUUCCCUCCAAGCCAACAAGCUCACGUCGCCGCUGACUCUCUGCAUUGCCGCCAACGUCAAACAAGUAUUGAUGAUUGUCAUUAGUACGAUUUUGUUCAACACCAAUAUUGCUCCGCUCAAUGGAGCAGGUAUCGUUGUGGUACUCGCGGGAUCGGCCCUUUAUUCCUACGUUUCGGUCCAAGAAAAACUGGUUGCCACCAAGUCGCAAAUGGAGGUACGGGAAAGUGCCGCCGUCGGCCUCGAAUACGACGACGACAAUGGCAGUGGUGACGGCAGCGAAACGAUUCAAUUACUGGAAAGCGGUAGCAAUAAGUCAACUGGACGCAAGGUGGUGGCCUAG
Messenger RNA from Phaeodactylum tricornutum CCAP 1055/1, 1349 nucleotides. RefSeq lists its product with no specific name. Gene Ontology annotation, cellular component: Golgi apparatus. The record is from RefSeq and is a predicted model, not a curated record. Bases 204 to 1349 code for a protein of 381 amino acids. The transcript is spliced from 2 exons. NCBI's taxonomy places the organism in Eukaryota, Bacillariophyta, Bacillariophyceae, Surirellales, Neidiaceae. Gene Ontology annotation, molecular function: antiporter activity.